UGUCUAUCCGUAAGCCGUAUUGAUAAGGUACCGUUACAGUGGGAAAUUUAGUGUACUGGGCCGGGGUUGAGCCCCACAUUUUCCGGCCCGUCAUCGACUCGGCUCGGCUCCUCGCUGCUGCGAUUUUCACUUACACGAGUUAAUUCCAAGUGCCUGCAUGAACCCGAAUCGCGUUGCCAACCGCGACGCGUUUCUUUGGUUCGCCCUUGCUCGCACCAUCGCCCAAACUUAUCGCAUCUCAUAUCCAAACUCCUAUCCACUCUGUCCUCAGUGUUGAAGCUCAGUGCACCAAGAUGGAGGCUGCUAUGAAGCCGCAUUUCUUCAACCAUGGGCGGCCAGACUCCGACCCGAAAGAAAUGGAGAACUGCCACUGGUGCCAGAUUCGCUCAUUCAAGACGCACAAAACGAUACCAAUCACCAUUGUCAAUGAGGUCGACGACGAGGUCUUGAAUCCCAACUUCCGAUUCAUCGACCACUCCGUCAUCACCGACGACAUCCCCGUGGCCGACGACUCGUUCAAGACGGGAUGCAAUUGCGCCAGCGACGAGGAUUGCAUGUACAGCACGUGCCAAUGCCUCGAGGAGAUGGCGACCGACAGCGACGAGGACGAGGACGAGGACGAGGACGACAGUUCAAGAAACCCGGGGCGGCGCAAGCGCUUCGCAUAUCACUCGAGCGGGCCCAAGGCGGGUUUGCUGAGGAGUAGGAUCCUGCAGAGCCGCGAGCCAAUCUACGAGUGCCACAAGCUCUGCUCCUGCUCGCCCCAGUGCCCGAACCGAGUGGUGGAGCGAGGCCGAACCGUGCCGCUGCAGAUCUUCCGGACCAAGGACCGAGGCUGGGGCGUCAGGUGCCCCGUCGACCUCAAGAAAGGCCAGUUCGUGGACAGAUACCUCGGCGAGAUCAUCACCAGGAAGGAGGCCGAUCGGCGCAGGGCCGAGGCGACCCUGGCCGAACGCAAGGACGUGUAUCUCUUUGCGCUCGACAAGUUCGAGAACGCGAAUUCGGACGAUCCGCUGCUGGCCGAGCCGCCCGAGGUGGACGGCGAGUGGAUGAGCGGGCCGACGCGCUUCAUCAACCACAGCUGCGAGCCGAACAUGCGCAUCUUUGCGCGGGUCGGCGACCGCGCGGACAAGCACCUCCACGACCUGGCGCUGUUCGCCAUCCAGGAUAUCCCGGCGGGCGAAGAAUUGACUUUUGACUAUGUCGAUGGACUGGAGGAGCUGGACAGCGACGCUCACGAUUCGUCAAAGCAAAAGGACAUGACCAAGUGUCUGUGUGGGACCAAGUCGUGUAGGGGGUACUUGUGGUGAUGAGCGUGGGCUGGGCUGUCCAAGCGAAUGCCGUGAAUGUUGCGUCGAGGACGUCCGGGCCAAACUGACCCAAGCUGUCUUUGAUCCAUCUUCCCGGAGCAAACAAACCGUAACGGGUAACUUGACUGUGGCUGCCUUCUUAAAGUUCCUGGAGCAGGCAGGAUGUUGAGGGCAAUCAUUGUAGGUUUCCUGUUCUCAGAGAGGUGACUUUCGUGCUGCGGGUGGUAUUGUGCACACCUCCGCUCCGUUAGUUGCAUAGGUAUGUAUCUACGGAAUAGGCGUCUGGAACACUCCGUGCUCGGUCGCGCACUGCGGAGAUAUUCGCACUUUCACCAGGAGUCAGUGCACUCUGAUGAGUCCGG
Molecule: messenger RNA, 1672 nt
Organism: Thermothielavioides terrestris NRRL 8126
Lineage: Eukaryota; Fungi; Ascomycota; Sordariomycetes; Sordariales; Chaetomiaceae
Exons: 2
Coding region: 294-1310 (338 amino acids)
Cellular component (GO): nucleus
Molecular function (GO): zinc ion binding; protein binding; histone methyltransferase activity
Source: RefSeq, a predicted model, not a curated record